This is a messenger RNA of Sclerotinia sclerotiorum 1980 UF-70, 1722 nucleotides long. RefSeq lists its product as hypothetical. The record is from RefSeq and is a predicted model, not a curated record. Lineage: Eukaryota; Fungi; Ascomycota; Leotiomycetes; Helotiales; Sclerotiniaceae. Bases 1 to 1722 code for a protein of 573 amino acids. The transcript is spliced from 2 exons.
AUGACUUCUCUCGAUAAUACCAAUCAAAAUGUUCUUGGGCUGGUGGCAUUGAUUGUUUCGGUGGUAGCACUUUUAACUACAUGUUUGCAGGUGUUGCAACAGUAUUUUUCGAGUGCAGAGGGGUAUCGAAGAUGUGCGGAGUCGGUGAUGGGGCCAUGGAGUAAGGGGACGAAACGAAAACUUAACAUAAAAGAAAUUCGAGUCGAAGUGGUGUUCGAGACGCCAGUUAUAUUCAUCGCUCCUCCGCAUAACAAACGAGGUCCAAUUGAAAACAGGCCUAUUCAUUACAUGGAUGGCUCGCCAGAAUCAUACGCAGAGUCAAAAGUUCUGGAACCUAAAGCACAAUUACAGAAGGAUAAACAAACAAUUCAACAAGUCCAUACAGCGGAUGAUGAACGAGCAUCGUGGGUUACCCUGUUAUCGAGUCUUCAAAUGAAUGAACACGACUCACGGGAGUGGGAUGAAAAAUUUCGUUCGAGGACGCCGCCAACAGGGAGACUAAUAAAAAAACCCGAAUACGAAUUAGCUGUGGCUUUACAGGUCAAAACACGAUCUUGGGACUUCGUUCCGUCUAGCAUAACAAGGCCAUAUGCAACAUCUGCCAUAUGUCAUUUGGUUGAAAUGAUGGCUUUGUUAGGGAUGUAUUGGAAAGUAUUCGAUCAGAUUCAGUGGAACCUCAGAGCAGAAGGCAAUGGUUUCAUUCUUACGUCAACUACCGUUCACGGUCUAGGAGUUAUGGUUACAUUUUCAGUUACGGGGAGAUCGAGUUUUAGGGAAAAUCGUGUCAUUCCAUCCAAUCAUAUCAAGGAUUUAUGUUUUGGAACGGUUCCAAACAUUUUCGAGGAUGACGAGUACUUGAAGAAGAACCCGGAGUCUCAGAACGUGACGUUACAAUUUGGGAGCCCAGAAGAUGUUGAUACAACUUUGGAAUCUCUUGGUUGUACACCCGAGAUUCUUAAAAGAUAUAGAAAAGAUCACAAGCACAUAUUUUCAGUCUCCUUUGAAUUGAUCGGUAUGCUAGGCAAGGUAGUUCGGCUUCGUGGCAGCAACUUUAGAAUGAUACCAAAUCCUACCCAAGAUUUUUGGUUGAAGAAGAUUGGUAAAAAGCCUUCCUGGAACAUUAUCACACUAGUGGAAAUAUUCCAAACGAAGCUUGUAAAACUUUGCGAGCGGGAAGGCUAUAACGACCUACACGCUGUUGCUGCAAUUAUCAGACAAUGGAAAGACAUUGAAUCUAUAAUAUGUGUAGAUGAUGAAGGAUCCGCUUUUCGCAGCCGAGAAUCCAUGAUUCGAAAUCGAAUGUCCGAAUACGAUCUUAGUAUAGAAGCGCGAGAAAGAAUCCAUGAUGCCCUUGACGACAGGACCAAAUUCCUCCUCCAUCCAGGAAGACAACAAACUAUUAUCAAAGUGGUAGUAGCACACAUCGACCACGUUACGAAAGUUCUAGAAAAUCCUAACUCUCCUUUAAAUUCGAUCGUGGCCGUUCAUAAAGAAGAACCUCUACUAAAUUACUACUUUGAUCAAAUACUCCCCGAGAUUACCACCCGAGAUACCGAUUCCAGACUUUUGAAUAAACACGAGAAAGAGGAAAGACAUAUUAUUUGGGUUUCCUUGAUGUUUAGAAUGUUGUGUUGGUUCUUGCUGCAUGAUUGGAAUAAGGAUGAUAAGUGUGGGGUUCCACCUGAUUUGAAAGGAAGCAGAAUGCCGGUAUAUGUGGGAUGA